Molecule: messenger RNA, 6091 nt
Organism: Lemur catta (Ring-tailed lemur)
Lineage: Eukaryota; Metazoa; Chordata; Mammalia; Primates; Lemuridae
Gene: DGKD
Product: diacylglycerol kinase delta
Exons: 30
Coding region: 2-3643 (1213 amino acids)
Biological process (GO): lipid phosphorylation; intracellular signal transduction; diacylglycerol metabolic process
Molecular function (GO): protein heterodimerization activity; protein homodimerization activity; ATP-dependent diacylglycerol kinase activity
Source: RefSeq, a predicted model, not a curated record
CAUGGCGGCGGCGGCGGGUGCUCCUCCGCCGGGUCCGCCGCAGCCGUCUCCGCCGCCGCCGCCCGAAGAGUCGUCCGACAGCGAGCCCGAGGCGGAGCCCGGCUCCCCGCAGAAACUCAUCCGCAAGGUGUCCACGUCGGGCCAGAUCCGUCAGAAGACCAUCAUCAAAGAGGGGAUGCUGACCAAACAGAACAAUUCAUUCCAACGAUCAAAAAGGAGAUACUUUAAGCUUCGAGGACGGACGCUGUACUAUGCCAAAACUGCAAAGUCGAUCAUAUUUGAUGAGGUGGAUCUGACAGAUGCCAGCGUGGCUGAAUCCAGCACCAAAAAUGUCAACAAUAGUUUUACGGUCAUCACUCCAUGUAGGAAGCUCAUUUUGUGUGCUGAUAACAGAAAAGAAAUGGAAGAUUGGAUUGCAGCUCUAAAGACUGUCCAGAACAGGGAGCAUUUUGAGCCCACCCAGUACAGCAUGGACCACUUCUCAGGGACACACAAUUGGUAUGCCUGUUCCCACGCGAGGCCAACCUACUGCAAUGUGUGCCGGGAGGCUCUGUCUGGGGUCACGUCCCACGGGCUGUCCUGCGAAGUGUGCAAAUUUAAGGCUCACAAGCGAUGUGCUGUGCGUGCAACCAACAACUGCAAGUGGACCACGCUGGCAUCUAUUGGGAAGGACAUCAUCGAGGACACAGAUGGGAUUGCCAUGCCCCACCAGUGGCUGGAAGGAAACCUGCCUGUGAGCGCCAAGUGCACGGUGUGUGACAAGACCUGUGGCAGCGUGCUGCGGCUGCAGGACUGGCGCUGCCUCUGGUGCAAGGCCAUGGUGCACACGUCGUGUAAGGAAUCCUUGCUGCCCAAGUGCCCGCUGGGCCUGUGCAAAGUGUCGGUCAUCCCACCCACAGCGCUCAACAGCAUCGACUCUGAUGGGUUCUGGAAGGCCAGCUGUCCUCCAUCUUGCACAAGCCCACUGUUGGUCUUUGUCAAUUCUAAGAGUGGGGACAACCAGGGUGUGAAGUUCCUCAGAAGAUUCAAACAGCUGCUGAACCCUGCCCAGGUCUUUGACCUCAUGAAUGGAGGACCACACCUCGGCUUACGGUUAUUCCAGAAGUUUGACACAUUCCGGAUUCUGGUUUGUGGCGGGGAUGGCAGUGUUGGCUGGGUCCUUUCUGAAAUUGACAGCCUCAACCUUCAUAAACAGUGUCAGCUGGGAGUGCUGCCACUAGGGACAGGGAACGACCUGGCACGCGUGCUGGGCUGGGGCUCGGCCUGUGACGAUGACACCCAGCUGCCCCAGAUCUUGGAGAAGCUGGAAAGAGCCAGCACCAAGAUGCUGGACAGGUGGAGCGUCAUGGCGUACGAGACCAAACUACCCAGGCAGGCCUCCUCCACCGUCACCGAAGACUUCAGCGAGGACUCCGAGGUGCAGCAAAUUCUCUUCUAUGAAGACUCGGUUGCGGCCCAUCUUUCUAAAAUCCUGACCUCGGACCAGCACUCGGUGGUGAUCUCCUCUGCCAAAGUGCUCUGCGAGACGGUUAAGGACUUCGUGGCCCGGGUGGGGAAGGCCUAUGAGAAGACGACCGAGAGCUCAGAGGAGUCGGAGGUCAUGGCCAAGAAGUGCUCUGUCCUGAAGGAGAAGCUGGACUCACUCCUCAAGACCUUGGACGAUGAGUCCCAGGCCUCAUCCUCGCUGCCCAACCCACCCCCGACCAUCGCCGAGGAGGCUGAAGACGGUGACGGGCCAGGCAGCGUCUGUGGCUCCACCGGGGACCGCUCGGUGGCAAUGGCCUGCCCGGCGCGGCCGCAGAUAUUCCGGCCCCGGGAACAGCUCAUGCUGAGGGCCAACAGCCUGAAGAAAGCGAUUCGCCAGAUCAUCGAACACACAGAAAAAGCUGUUGAUGAGCAAAACGCCCAGACGCAAGAGCAGGAGGGGUUCGUGCUGGGUCUCUCUGAGUCGGAGGAGAGGACGGACAACAGGGUGUGCCCGCCGCUGUCCCAGAGUGAGAGCUGUGGAGCCACGAAGGGGAGGAGCCAGCGCAAAGUGUCUAAAGCCCCCUGUGAAAAGCUGAUCAGCAAAGGAAGUUUGUUGCUGGGCAGUUCUGCUUCUCUUCCUCCCCAGCCGGGAAGCCGGGAUGGCCUGCCUGCGCUGAACACCAAGAUCCUGUACCCAAGUGUUCGGGCCGGGAUGUCCGGGUCCUUGCCUGGGGGCUCAGUCAUCAGUCGCUUAUUAAUUAACGCUGAUCCCUUUAACUCCGAACCAGAAAACCUAGAGUGUUAUACAGAGAAAUGUGUCAUGAACAACUAUUUUGGCAUUGGCCUGGAUGCAAAGAUAUCCUUGGACUUUAACAACAAGCGUGACGAGCACCCGGAGAAGUGCAGGAGUCGAACCAAAAACAUGAUGUGGUACGGAGUCCUCGGCACCAAAGAGUUGCUGCACAGAACCUACAGGAACCUGGAGCAAAAGGUCUUGCUGGAGUGCGAUGGACGACCGAUCCCACUGCCCAGUCUUCAGGGAAUUGCCGUCCUCAACAUUCCUAGCUACGCUGGAGGGACCAACUUCUGGGGUGGCACCAAGGAAGAUGAUACUUUCGCAGCUCCAUCAUUCGAUGACAAGAUUCUGGAGGUGGUGGCCGUGUUUGGCAGCAUGCAGAUGGCUGUCUCUCGAGUCAUCAAGCUGCAGCAUCACCGAAUCGCACAGUGUCGCACGGUGAAGAUUUCCAUCCUGGGGGAUGAGGGCGUACCUGUGCAGGUGGAUGGAGAGGCUUGGAUCCAGCCCCCGGGGUACAUCCGCAUUGUCCACAAGAACCGGGCGCAGACGCUGACCAGAGACAGGGCGUUUGAGAACACCUUGAAGUCCUGGGAAGACAAGCAGAAGUGCGAGCUGCCCCGCCCGACGUCCUUCUCUCUGCACCCAGAGAUGCUGUCUGAGGAAGAAGCCACCCAGAUGGACCAGUUUGGGCAGGCGGCCGGGGUCCUCAUUCACAGUAUCCGGGAGAUCGCUCAGUCCCACCGAGAUGUGGAGCAGGAGCUCGCGCACGCCGUCAACGCCAGCUCCAAGUCCAUGGACCGAGUGUACGGCAAGCCCAGGACCGUGGAGGGACUGAACUGCAGCUUUGUCCUGGAAAUGGUGAACAACUUCAGAGCUCUGCGCAGCGAGACGGAGCUGCUGCUGGCCGGGAAGAUGGCCCUGCAGUUGGAUCCCCCCCAGAAGGAGCGGCUGGGGAGCGCUCUCGCCGAGAUGGACCGGCAGCUCAGGAAGCUGACGGACACGCCCUGGCUCUGCCAGCUCAUGGAGCCCGGUGACGAUGAGAAUGUGAUGUUGGACUUUUCCAAACGCAGCCGCAGUGGUAAAUUCCGCCUCGUGACCAAGUUUAAAAAGGAGAAAAACAACAAGAACAAAGAAGCUCACUGUAGCCUGGGCGCCCCGGUUCACCUCUGGGGGACAGAGGAGGUUGCUGCCUGGCUGGAGCACCUCAGUCUCUGUGAGUAUAAGGACAUCUUCACGCGGCACGACAUCCGGGGCUCUGAGCUCCUGCACCUGGAGCGGAGGGACCUCAAGGACCUCGGCGUGACCAAAGUGGGCCACAUGAAGAGGAUCCUCUGUGGGAUCAAGGAGCUGAGCCGGAGCAGCGCUGCCACCGAGGCCUAGCCUCCGCCUUCUCGGCCUGCGUCCCCCGCUCCGCCCGCCACUGAGGCCCGGCCGGUGCUGCCGCCACGCAGCCGCCCCUCCUAUGGUGCUACUCCCUCCGCCAGCCCCCCGCACCCGAACCUAGCAGCUCCGGGCUCGAACACACCAACACAGCUACCUUCGAGACGCCGCCUCCAGCUCGGAGUCCCCUGGGGCAGACGCGUCACGCCCACCCUGGCCCUCGCUGACCUGCAUCGAGGGCCACGGGGGACCCUGGCAGGGUCUGGCCUCCCGGGCACCGGGCACUCCUGCAGAAACCGCCUGGCCACGUGCUUGAGUCACCCCGGGGCCUCCUCCCUGUGUGUCCUUCCACGGCCGCGUCGCAGGGCUCUGUCUCCUGGCCCCGCGGGCGCAGAGCGUGGUUAGGGCCCAGCCGGCGGCCGUCCCAUGGCAGACCGGCCCGUCCUGGGCUCUCCCUGGCGCCCCGCCAGGCAGCCCCGCUGUCGUCCCUGUUCAUCGAUAAGGUGUUCUUGGAAACAAAGUCCGCCUCUUUCCCGGUUUGAAAGUGGCAUGGAUGUAUUUCCAGUACUGUCUAUUUUAAUUUGACAUGAAGAGAAAGAGCAAAAUCUUUCCUGUUGAAGCCAAGUCAGUGGUCUCCUGUCCCUGAGCUGCCGAACCUGCCUCCCCGUUUGCCUCAGGGCCCUGUGGUCACCUCGCUGCCUAUUCUGAGCUGUGGGCUGGGGACACGCUCCCGCGUGUCCCGCAGGAUGCCACAGGCUUCUGGAGGCCAGCUUGGGGCCGUGAGUGACACAGGUCUCCAGGCCGUCUCCGCGGAGGGAGGGUGUGCGCGUUAGUUGUGUUUCCGUGUGGAAGCGGCUUCCCGGGCUCCGGGAACCUCUGCCUGUCCUGCGGGUCCCAGGCCGAGCCCCGGGGGCAGGAGGCAUCUGGGCCCUCGUUCCCGUUGGGUGGCCGGGGGCUGGUGCUGUCUUGAGAGUCUCUGCCCCUGUGGUGGCUUUUUGUUUCCUGCUGCCAGGCCUGCUGUCCCUGGAGGUGUUGGCGGGGACUGUGACCCAGUGCCCACACUGCUCCCGCUUUGCCUCUGUCCCCAGGUGUGAGCUCCAGCCCGCCGGCAGGGCCAGCAGAUGGCAGUGCCAGCGGCCGGGGAGCACCCCCAGGGAGAGGGCUGCACCCCGGGGACCGUCCCCAGGUGGAGGGCACCCCUGGGCGUCACAGGCCCUGACCGCCCUUCCCUUUCAGAGGUGGCUGUCCUUCACAGGGGCUCGUAACGCGUCUCAGAAUGUGUCCCAUGCCCAGCCCUGGUGCGGACGCGGCUGUGGCCUGGCUGCCAGGCUGGCGGAGUCAGGAGCGUGUGUGGCCGUCCGGCCCUUCCAUUUGUGUCGGCCCAGCUGACACGAGAGGAAGCCGCGGAGCCACCCGGGCGUCACACACAGGCGCCUGCAGAGCCUCUGGGUUCGGGGCUGGGGCUGGGGCUGGGUAGCGCAUCAGCUCCACUUCCUUCCCGGCCGUCUCCGUUCCCGUCCUCCGUGUGCACCGGGUGGGCCCCGCCUCUGUGGCUUGGGGGCACGUCCCAGGCCCAUCAGUCCACUGUCGCGGCCACCUGUCCCUGCAUGUGAGGUGUUGGCGUUAGGAUUUUUGGGUGAGAGAGUCUCAUCCUCUGUGGACUUUGCUGCCUCACUGGAAGUAAUGCUGGGUGGGGGAUGGUGUGUGUCACCUUCCCCCUGGGAUUCUGUGUCCCUCAGCCCAGCCAUUGGAGGUGGCGGAGGUGGAGGAAGGGAGAAGCUAGCCACAGGCCACUCGACUGCCAGGUGGGGAGGCCGAGGCGGGUGUGGAAGCCUGUCUCGCAGUCCCAGCACGGCCGGCAGCCUGGGGCUCUGCAGUGCCCAGAGCAAGCCCUGGGACAACGUGGGACUUGGGUGAGGAGGGGACACGAGGAGGAAAGCUGCCAGCGGUGGCUUCUGGGGCACCAGGGCCACCCCAAGUCCUUGGUGUCCUCUUGGGAAAGUUUUGGGUUUGGGGCAAGGGUGGCAUUGAAAAUUAACAUGUUGUCAGUGAUUAAAACGGCACUGUUUACAUAAAAAACAUUUUUCUAAUUCUAACAAGUUAGAAGUGAAAAGGAAUGAGCAUGAAUGUUCAGGAAACCGCCUGUCGGGUGCUGGGCUGGCAUCCCCACACUGUGGUGGUGUCCUUCCUUGCCCUGUGUCCCCUUGCGGAGUUCUGGAUGGGACUCAAGGUCCUGUCCACGUAGAGGAGGAAGGAAGGAUUCCUGGAGAGUCUCGGAGAAAAGGUUUUGUGCCCUCAGGUGGGGCUUAACCCUCGUAUUUAUAACCUUAAUUUAUACAGUGAGCGCCGUGGAAGCAAAUGCCUCUUGUAUUGUUAUGUACAUAGUCCACGCCUGAAUGCUGUACAUACGUUCUGUGUAUAAAUAAAACAAGCCUGUUUUUGAUCUUC